AUGGGCUGGAAUUUUAGAACUUACAGCCUUGUGCUGCUGGCAUUAUCCCUUUCGCCAGCAUCCCUUGCCAAUCCUAUCCACACCGCCAGUCUAGUAGUCGACCUGGGAUACGCGAAAUAUCGAGGAGCCUACGAUGGCGCCUAUGAUAUCAAUAUAUUCAAAGGAAUUCGAUAUGCCGCCCCGCCAGUAGGGAAGCUACGUUGGCAAGCUCCCCAACCGCCAUCAGUGAACAGGACAGCCGUCAUAUCGGCUACAAAGCAACCACCUCUUUGUCCUCAGUCGGGAGCAGCAGAACUACCAGCAGUAUAUGGCUUCAAUUCAGCGCUGGGAGAUGAGGACUGUCUUUUCCUGAAUGUGUUCGCUCCCGCCGGGGCCGAAGAUCUUCCUAUUCUCGUAUGGAUCCAUGGCGGCGGUUACGGGCUUUUCGGCGCUACCUAUGAUCCUAGCGACUGGAUGAAGACAAAUGAGAAUGGCUUCAUCUCCGUCAUGAUUCAAUACCGACUGGGAGCCUUUGGUUUCUUGUCAUCCGAUGCCGUACAUAGAUAUGGCAAGGCCAAUGCUGGUCUCCUGGAUAUGCGGUUUGCCCUAGAAUGGGUGCAGCAGCAUAUAGCCAAGUUUGGCGGAGAUCCGUCCCGCGUGACCAUCGGAGGCGAGUCUUCGGGCGCUGGAGCUGCGAUGCUGCAGGCUAUGGCAUAUGGAGGGAGAGAAAAUGGGCUGUUUAACAAUAUCAUUGCUGCGAGCCCGUAUACUGCGACGCAGUUCGAGUAUAACGACGACAUACCGACGAUCCACUAUCACGACUUCGCAGCACGAGUUGGGUGUUAUGAAGACAUGAGCUCAAGUGAGCAUUCAAUAUUUGAAUGCUUGGUGCGCGCAAACACAGAGGAACUCCAAUAUGCCAGCGCUAAUAUUUCCACAUCUGGUGCAUGGGGUACCUGGGCCUUCUUACCUGUCAUAGAUGGAGAGUUCGUUCAGGACCUCCCAUCAAGACAACUGCUAGAGAAGAGGGUAAGUGGCAAGCGUAUGCUGUCUGGUAAUAACGCCAAUGAUGGUGUCCCUCUCAGUCCUCCAACCUUGAACAGCACGGCGGCGUUUAUGCAAUACCUCAAAUCGGCAUUCCCCCGAUUGACACCUACAGUACCCUCAUCAUCUCCGGAAUCAACCAGUCCUCUCUACGACACACUCGGCAACCGUGCACCGACAGCCCUCAAUCAAUCUGAAUUCGCAACAGGCCUCCAGCAAACCGCCUUCAACAUCUUCGCCGAGACAGCUUUCGACUGCCCCUCAUAUUGGCUAGCAGAUGCCUUCUCUCCCGGAGCUAGUGAAGAGCCCAUGAAAGGGAAGGGAAGCUGGAAGUAUCAGUAUUCAGUGACACCAGCAUACCACGGCGCAGACCUAACGGCCUAUUUCUCCGUGGGGGCCUCUGUGCCAAACGCUGGAUAUAGAGAUGCCUUUCAACGCAUACUGGGGAGCUUUAUUAUCAACGAUUCACCAAUUAUAUCUGUCAGCGAUGCCAAAGGUGGAAUGGCUAAUGCUACCGUUCCCGAAGGUAGGAAUGGCGAUAUCGAUUGGCCACAGUGGAAGGAGGACUCGCCUAUGCUGAUGGAUUUGAAUACGACGGGUGGAACUUUGGUUCGGCAGAUAGUGACCGAUCAUCUGGCAUACUGGCUUAGGGAAGGCUCAGGAAUUAUCAAUGAGUUCAGGCUGGUGGAUGCUAGAGCGUGGGAAGGUGGUCGUGGGGAGAGGUGUGAAUUUUGGCAGAAAGUGGGAUCGCGAGUGCCACAGUAG
This is a messenger RNA of Penicillium brasilianum, 1788 nucleotides long. Lineage: Eukaryota; Fungi; Ascomycota; Eurotiomycetes; Eurotiales; Aspergillaceae. The record is from the annotation of a GenBank genome assembly.